AUGCUUAGUUAUGUAGAUUAUAGUAAUAAUAUUCCAGUUGAAGUUUUGGGAUUAUUGAAAUUGCCUUACCUAUUCAGACCUUCCUUGGUAAAAACAAGAACUUCUAAAAAAUGGAAACCGUCAUCUCAGGAGCAGGCUGAUGGAUUUAUAUGCAACAUUACUGUGAUGGCAGAUUUGGAAACUAUGCUGGUCAAACGCAAAGAAAAACUUCGCUCAUAUGGAUUGACUUGUCAACCUUUGAUCAUAACCGUUGGAGACCCAACAUCUUUUUCUGCAAUUUACGUCAUCGUUAAUGAAGUUAAGUACGCUGCGAGUAAUUUAAUCGGCGCAGUUGAUAUGUGUUUCAAGGUACACUAUGCUCUAAAUGCAAAGUACUCCCCAGAAUCUGAGACAGUUUGGGUUUUCUUGCAAAAAUUUUUUUACGGCAUCAAAGGAUGCAAGCACUUUGUUACUGUUGAAGUUGUCUGGUCAGAUAUCCUGAUACAUCAGAAGUCGAACGUAGAAGACAGCAGCGCUGAUGAAUGAUUCUAUAAUUUUCUUAACUGUCGACAGUACUUUAUCUUGGUACAUCAAUUCGUUUGACACUAGUUCAUCCAGUUCAACUUCUUUCGCGAUAGAAGUAGAUUGGAGUAAACUUUAUUACUCAUCUCGUCCAAGACAGCGCAUUGGUGCUAAUUCAAGUUGUUAUAGUGGGAGCUACGGAGCUUCAAAAGAGAAGUCUUCGUAGAUACAUAAAUUGUAAUAACAAGAAACAGUCUGACCUGGAGGGAGAGACUCACCCGUCUGGUGAUAUCUCUGUGCCCAUAAUUUGAUUUCGGCCUACAAUUCAAAAAUUUUGAGGUUUUCAGGUUUUCCUAACUACGGUUCAAAACUUGAAUUACUUGUUUUUCUUUAAUAUGCAAAUGACUAUGGGUUGAUGUUAAAUUUAUGUUCUUUGUCUAUAUUUCUGUGCCUUUCUCUAUUGUUCUUUGUUUUCCCUAUCAUUGGCUGUACAUUAUCACUGAUAUUGUCCAGUUCAACGUGCGUUUUCAUCAGAAGUCGAACUAACAAG
Molecule: messenger RNA, 1051 nt
Organism: Neodiprion fabricii
Lineage: Eukaryota; Metazoa; Arthropoda; Insecta; Hymenoptera; Diprionidae
Exons: 3
Coding region: 1-525 (174 amino acids)
Source: RefSeq, a predicted model, not a curated record